Messenger RNA from Arachis ipaensis, 1430 nucleotides. NCBI's taxonomy places the organism in Eukaryota, Viridiplantae, Streptophyta, Magnoliopsida, Fabales, Fabaceae. The record is from RefSeq and is a predicted model, not a curated record.
ACCAAUUAAGAUAAGAUGGGCCAUAGAUUAGGCCCAAGGUUAUUGGUCCAUCUCCUUAAUGGUGCUGACGGAGUCUCCCUCCACAGCUCCACUGCAGUGUUUGUGAGGCGCAGAGAAAGGAAUAGCAAAAGAGGAAGAAUGGGUGGCUUAUCGAAAUUGUAUCUCCUCUCUUACAACUCUCUUCAGGCAAUUGGCUGGGCUGUUUCGUCAUUUCAGAUUUUGUGCAACCUCCUAUCCACUUCUUCUGUCGCCGGAGCUUACUCCUCCGCUGGAAAAUUGAUAAGUUUUCUGCAAUGUGCUGCAUUCUUGGAAGUUAUACAUGGAGCCAUUGGGCUUGUGCCAAGUGGAGCAUUGCUUCCUCUCAUGCAAUGGGGAGGGAGGACACAUUUUCUGCUUGCUAUUGUUAGCAAACUUGAUGAGGUCCAGCAGUUACCUUCAGUUUUUAUCACCUUUUUCGCAUGGAGCAUAAGCGAGGUCAUUAGAUACUCACAUUAUGCUUUUAGCUGCAUUGGAAAUUGCCCUUAUUGGAUAACCUAUCUCAGGUACACUGCGUUUAUUGUGCUGUAUCCUUUAGGAGUAGGUCCUGGUGAAAUUUGGAUCAUGUACCGGGCACUUCCAAUUGUAAAGAAGAAGAACCUCUAUUCGGAAACCUUUUCAGGCCUCCCAUUUAGCUACUAUGAUUUCCUUAAGGUUGUACUUAUCAUUUAUCCAUUCCUUUGGCUCAAACUUUAUCUGCAUUUGUUCAAGCAGCGACGUUCAAAACUCUUUAAGUGCCAAGAUAAGAAAAGAGCGUGAGGAGCCAUUGAUCUUGGUUGUUAUUGACAUCUUGUUGAACUUCUGAAUUUGUAUUAUUACUUCCAUAUACUGAUAUACACACAUAGUUUAGUUUCAAUCAAGCUGAGAUAAUAACUUUCUUUAAUGGGGCCGCUGCAGACACUGAUUUGUAUUUGCAUAUACGAAUCUUUUCUGACUUACUGACAUUGUAAUUAUGCUAGCUAAUGCAGUUCUUGCAUGCUAGAGGAUGUGUAGUUCUGUAAACUCUGCUGAUUUCUACCUUUUGUGGAUUCAUAUUGAGUUAUUGACCUAUUCAAUAAAAUAGCUUAGAAAGUUAGCUUGUUCAAACUAGUUCACUCCUUUGGAAGAAUGUGUAUGUUGUUGCUUGUUAAACUACAGAUUUUAGUGUCAAGAUUAAUGGUUUUUAUCCAAUGAUUUUAGUAUCAAGAUUAAUGGUUUUUCUCUUUAAGUUGAUCAUAUGUAAAUAGUGUAGAGUUUAACUAAAAUGAUAUUUUCUUACAGAACAUUGCAAAGUAGUAAACAGGAAUCAACAUGUUGAGAAAAAGGAAAUAUUACAAGGUACAAACAAAAACAACAGAGAUCAAACAUCCAUAUAUGGGAAGCCAAACAAGCCAUCCACCACACUUUUUAAAAAA